AUGUUGAGCCGCACCGUUCGUCCGACGCUGGCUGCUGCCACUGGCGCCAUCCAGAAUGCACAGGCUGCACGCAACAUGGCUACUCUCAGAGAAAUUGAAAUUCGCUUGAAGUCGGUCCGCAAUAUCGAGAAAAUCACCAAGUCGAUGAAAAUGAUUGCCUCGACACGUUUGAACAAGGCCCAGCGUGCGAUGGCCACUGCCAAGGAGUACGGCAAGGCUAACAACGAGAUCUUUGGAAACUCAGAGGCCACUGUUGCAGAGGGUGGAAAGACUCUCUAUGUCGUUGUAUCUUCUGACCGUGGUCUGUGCGGUGGUAUCCACUCGUCCGUGACCAAGGCCACCAAGAAGGCGAUUGAGCAGAACAACGGUCAGGGCUCCAUCGUCGUCCUUGGAGAAAAGUCCAAGUCCCAGCUCUCCCGUUCCUCGGCCAAGCACCUCGAGCUCUCCUUUUCCCAGAUCGGUCGUGAAGUCCCCACUUUUGCCGACGCUGCUGAGAUUGCGGACAAGAUUGUCACCAGCGGCAUCGAGUUCGAUUCGGUUUCGCUCGUUUACAACCGAUUCGUGUCUGCGAUUGCUUACGAGAGUGCUACCAUGACUGUCUUUAACGAAAAGGCUCUGACGGAUGCUCCUGCCUUCAAGGUCUACGAAAUGGAGGACGACCCAACCAAGGACCUUGUCGAAUUCUCGCUUGCCAAUGCUAUCUAUGCUGCUCUUGUCGAGGGCCACGCUGCCGAAAUCAGCUCCCGUCGCAAUGCCAUGGAUAACGCAUCCAAGAACGCCGGAGAUAUGAUUGGUCGUCUUACCAUGCAAUACAACCGUGGUCGCCAGGCUAACAUUACCAACGAGCUCGUUGAUAUCAUUACUGGUGCUAGCGCUCUGUAA
Rhizoctonia solani is the source of this 882-nucleotide messenger RNA. RefSeq names its product F-type H+-transporting ATPase subunit gamma. Lineage: Eukaryota; Fungi; Basidiomycota; Agaricomycetes; Cantharellales; Ceratobasidiaceae. The transcript has 6 exons. Gene Ontology annotation, molecular function: proton-transporting ATP synthase activity, rotational mechanism. The record is from RefSeq and is a predicted model, not a curated record. Gene Ontology annotation, biological process: proton motive force-driven ATP synthesis. Bases 1 to 882 code for a protein of 293 amino acids.